This is a messenger RNA of Schistosoma intercalatum, 4129 nucleotides long. The record is from the annotation of a GenBank genome assembly. Lineage: Eukaryota; Metazoa; Platyhelminthes; Trematoda; Strigeidida; Schistosomatidae.
AUACUUGUUGGACUUAGUAAGCGCGCUUUUCCAGUCUCAUCGUUUCUCUAGUGAUUGCGCGUCGGUUUGACGAGAACGAGUCUAGGGAUUUAGUCCGAGUACAUAGCUCCGACCAUUUUAAUGGUUAUCUAGUAGUGGAGUAUAAUGACAGAUUUCAGUGAUAAUUGUCUAUCUGGCUUGAGUGACGAAGAAGUCAGUCUUAAUCUAAAGAAUCGCUUUUCAAAUCAUAACAGUACAGGAAAGAAUAUAAGCUCGUUUAACAGGAUGUCUGGUAACCAUAAGCAAGGCGGUGCUCUUCAGCAGUUAUCAAGUCUUCUUGGGCAAACUAUGAGACUAGAAAAUGUGGCUGACUUGAAAGAGGUACUCAAAUCAGUUGGUACUGGUUAUCAGCGUGGCCUCCCAACAAUACCAAUAAAUGAUCUUCGUGGCGAAGAAGCUGCUGCUUAUUCUCGGGAGGAUUGCGUGUUGAGACGUAGUUUGGCUGCUCUGUAUCGUUUGAUCGAUAUGAGAGGAUGGACGCAUUCAAUUUAUAACCAUAUAUCUGCAAGGUGCACUACAAAUCCCAAUCAUUUCUUAAUUAACCCUUUCGGGUUACUCUAUCAUGAAAUUCAAGCCUCUAGUUUAGUAAAAAUAGAUGCAAACGGUAAUAUAGUUGAUCAAGGUAGCUCAGUGUUAGGUGUAAAUAAGGCUGGUUGGACUCUUCAUUCUGCACUACACUCAGCUCGUAAAGAUAUUAAUUGCAUUAUUCAUGUUCAUUUGGCUGAUGUAAUAGCGGUUUCGUGUCUUCGCGCAGGGCUCAUGCCUGUCAGUCCUGAGGCCAUUGAACUAGUGUCAAAUCAUGGAGUUCGCUAUCAUGAGUAUCGAGGUAUUCUGGUAGAUGAGGCAGAACGUUCUAGCAUUGUGAAAGAUCUAGGCUCUAAAGCAAAGGUGUUGUUUUUACGAAAUCAUGGUGUGGCAGUUACUGCUUCUAGUAUUCCCGAAGCAUGGUAUCUCGUUAAACGAGUAAUAGCUGCUUGUCAAACCCAAAUGCGAUUGAUGCAACUAGGGAAUAUGACAAGUUUAUUGUCUGAUUUAAAGGACAGUGCUGUGCAGCUAACAGACGGUCAAGCUGACCAAUCAGAAGAAAUAGGAUCAAAUGUCAUAGAUCAAAAUAAAAACGGUCAUACAUCAGUGAAUGGUAAAGCUGGCAGUGAUAAUGGAGAUAUUUCAUGGACACCAGCAGAAUUAGAAUUUGAGGCUGAAAUGCGUGUUCUGGAUAGUGCUGGUUUCAGAACUGGUCAUGUUUAUCGUCAGCCUAAUUUACUGAGACGCACACAUCCUGGUUCAUCAUGGCCAGGAGAUACAUAUGGUGACCAAAUAACAGCGGCUGAUUUACUGACAACGGACUUUUCCACUAAUGAGUUCAGUGGAGUUGAAGAUUUAGCUGCAGCUGAGGCAGCGGGCGCUGAACAAGUGUCUAGAAUUGUUGAUCAUGUCCGUGCCAGUCGCCAAAAAAAUGCACAACGAAAUCAGUGGUUAGCAAAAGCUAAUGAACCACCACAAAACGGUAUGGUAACCAGCUCUAUGAUCGAUUCGCCCCGGAAAUUGUCCGGAACUAAAGGUUCAGGUGACUAUCGUUCUCAUCCGUUUACUUUGGAUUCUCCUGUCUGUUCACCUGUUAGACGAUCUGAACCCGGAAGCGCAUCAUCUCGUGUAGGAAGGGAUUCCCAUUCUCCUGCUAUACGAAGUCCACAUGAUGUUUCUGACUAUUCAAUCCAUAACGGUUCGGUCUCGAUCUCAGUAGACACCACGGCAUCCAAUAGUUUAACACCGAACAAACGAAUCAAUGAUUCCUGUGUAAAUAAGAGUGCAACACUACCUGCCAAUGUACAGCAUUUGUCUGUAAUGUCAAACUCAAAUACCCUCCAAUCGGUUGAUGGUGAUCUUUUGAAUAAUAAUGUUGAGGGAAGUAAAACGCUUGAGAAAAAGAUCAAAAAGAAAGGAAGCUUCCGAAUGCCAUCAUUUUCCAGAAAGAAGAAACACUAGCAAUAAAAUUACAUUGAUGCCUACUACACACCUGCUUGUAUUUGUUUCCAUUUCCAUUUUCAUGUCUCUGUGGUCAUAUAUAUUACUAUAAUACAGCUUUGUCUAAAUUUAAAAUAACGGCUAACUGAAAUAAUUUGAUAAUUGUUAUUGCAUAAAGAUAUACAGUCAUCAGAUAUUAAUGGUGUUUUCCCCUGUUUUAUAUUAUGCUCUUAUAUUAAUUUUCCUUACUGAUCGUUGGAGUUUUCUUUUUCCUUACUUAUCAUUUAUCCUUUUUUUGCCAAUUGUUAACCACUCGAUAACUUCACUUGAUUAAGUCUUAUCUGUUAUUUUUUGUUCAGUUUUUCUGUAUGUGUGUGAUCCUGCCUUCAUUCGAAUUGCUAUAUAGCUUUUUAAUGAUAAUAAUCAUUGUUUUACAAUGUCUGAUCAUUAGUAUUAAUGGUCCACAAACAUGUUUUGAUUACUGAACUGUUUGUUCGGUACUUCAAAAAAUUUACAUAAUCCCACUGUCUCAAGGAGAUAUCAGUUCUUGAAUAUUUUCUAACAUAAUAAAAGAAGAAACACUUCUCUUCACUAAUUUCCAUCUCGGAAAAUAGAAUUUUUAGCAUUCUAACACAAGUGUAUGUGGAAUAACACUGUAUGAAAUUUUAAUUUCCUCUCUCAUACUGUGAAUAUUCAAUUAUAUAAACACCAAUCAGUCUUUUACUCCAGAGAAUUUCUCAUUUAUAAAGUCCUCAACUCUUUUUCUCCUUUAUCAGAUAUGAAUCAUUAUUGUGGUUUAACAGUGUAUGAGUUAUAUAUAAAUUUGUUUAGUUUUUAUCAGGAAUAUGACAUGCUAUUCCUCUUUUUUGUACUUUAAAGUCUUGAAAAUUCGAUCGUUUUCCGUUCUUCCUUCCAACUCAGCCCAUAUUUUUUGUUGAUUUCAUCUAAUUCAUUAAUGUCUCAUUUCAUUCGUAUCUCCAUCUAAAGUUUGUUCAGUUGUUCAGCUUAGUGUUCUUGGUUAUGUGCUUACGAGUCUAUGGCUCUCCUUGUAACAUCGUGUCGACAAACAGUAUACUCGGAACUUGUUUUUUUGACGUUUAUUAUUAUAUUCUGAAUAAUAUUAUUUUAAUCUAAUUACAAUAGAAUUUUUUGUUUGGUUAUUGAAUAUGCCUGAAGACUGAAUUUUUUACGAUGGAAAUUUUAUUUGUUGUGAACGAUAUUCUUUUUAGAUAUUCAGUUAGGUGUAUAUCAAUUUUUCUAUUCGCAAAUCCGAAAACAACCACUGUUGUAUCCUAACUCAUGGGAUUAUUGUCUAAAUCAGAAUCAUGAUACAUUUUUAUUGUGUAUAAUUCCUUAAACGGUAAAUCGUUGAAAAAUCUUACGAACGCAAAGCAUUAUCAUAGUGUUAUUUAACCGCUAGCCGAAAUUUAUUUACAUAUUACUCUUUAAUUUAUUACAUUUAAUCUGAAUCUCUAUAAAGAUUUAUUGUGAACAUUUAGUGAAAGUAAAUAUCAUAACUGUGUUUAGUUAGCAUUCAUAGGAUUUGAAAUAUUUUAAUCGUAUUUAUAUCUAGGAAAAACAAUUUGCUGUUUCAGUGAUUUCGUAAUGAACUAUUUUGAAUCCGUGACACUACGCCUUAAAACUGAAUAUCUUGAUUAACUAAUUUAUGCUUAAUGAGAAAUAUUUCCAGCUAAAUACAAAAGUACAGGUCUAGUAAGAACACCUGUGCAUAAUACGUUAUCUUACAAACCGUUACAUAAUUAUGAAAUAUUGUCCUUUACUUUAUAGAUUCACUUUAACCACUUGAGAUUGCUCCUCUCAUGACGCAUAUGUUUCAUUGAAUUGUACAUGAAUUCUAAAAUACAUUGUAUGGAAUAGUGAGAUUUUUUACAACUUAGUAACUUCAACAGAAUUCAAGCCAUUUUUAUACUCCAACUAAUUUAAUGAUCAGAUUAUGCGGUUCGAUUGUUGUCUUAAGUAUAAAGAUUGCUAAUUGAUGGCCAUUUUGUCUUUUCGCCCAGUUUAAUCGUUAUUUCAAAAUAACUUGUUUUUUGUUUGGAUAUAUUGCAUUCGGUUAUCCUAAGUAAUGUCAGUUGCCGGUCAUUUCUGAAAACUAUUGUUCUUU